AUAUCUGGGUUAUAAGAUCUACAAGGAUGUCAGCCAGGUCUAUUCUGCAUACAUUGACUGCUGUAUCCCCAACAUAUUGCCCAAUAGCUUUACAUAUAGUCAACUCUAAAUAAUAGUUGGUCAUGAAGUCUAUAGGACUCUCCAAGGAAUGAUUGAAUUAUCAUCCUUACUGUUGCUGGAAGUUGGGACAGAUGGGCCACUUGUGAACAGGUAGCACACUCAAGAAGGACUUCUAAAGAACUAGAGGAUUCUAUUGCUUUACGUGGAGGAAAUAAUUCCCUGUUUAUAAGGCCCACAUGUGGCUCAACACCACUGCUUCUCCCUUCCUUCUGACUGGCUUCCCAGGCAUGGAGAAGGCACAUCACUGGAUUUCCAUCCCAUUGUUGGUAGUCUAUAUCUCCGUAGUUCUUGGCAAUGGUAUCCUUCUCUUUCUCAUCAGGGAUGACCAUAACCUUCAUGAGCCUAUGUACUAUUUCUUAGCUAUUCUGGCAGCUACAGACCUCGGGGUGACUCUGACCUCUAUGCCCACAGUGCUGUGUGUCCUAUGGUUAAAUCACAGAGAGAUUGGCCGUGGAGCCUGCUUCUCUCAGGCCUACUUUAUGCACACUUUUUCUAUUGUGGAGUCAGGUGUGUUGCUUGCCAUGGCCUAUGCAUUCAUUGCCAUCUGCAACCCCUUGAGAUAUAACUCUAUCCUUACCAACACCCAAGUAAUGAAGAUUGGGGUGGGAGUAUUGAAAAGGGCUUGUCUGUCAAUAAUGCUAAUAAUUAUUAGACUGCACUGGUUUCCCUGUUGUCAAUCCCAUGUUCUCUCCCAUGUUUUCUGUUUACACCAAGAUGUUAUCAAGCUAGCCUGUGCUGACAUCACCUUCAAUCAUCUCUAUCCAGUUGUGGUUGUGUUUGCAAUGGUCUUGUUGGACUUUCUCAUCAUCGUUUUCUCCUACAUUUUGAUUCUCAAGACUGUCGUGGGCAUUGCUUCUGGAGAAGAGAGGACCAAGGUCCUCAACACUUGUGUCUCCCACAUCUGUUGCAUCCUGGUCUUCUAUGUCACUGUGGUUGGUCUGACCUUUAUUCAUAGAUUUGGAAAGCAUGCUCCUCAUGUGGUUCACAUCACAAGGAGCUACAUAUACUUCCUUUUUCCACCUUUUAUGAACCCUGUUAUCUAUAGCAUUAAAACCAAGCAGAUCCAGAGUGGUAUACUUCGUUUAUUAUCUCUGUCUCAUUCUAGAGCAUGA
Messenger RNA from Trichechus manatus latirostris (Florida manatee), 1232 nucleotides. Its product is annotated as olfactory receptor 51B6-like. The record is from RefSeq and is a predicted model, not a curated record. Gene Ontology annotation, molecular function: G protein-coupled receptor activity; olfactory receptor activity. Gene Ontology annotation, biological process: G protein-coupled receptor signaling pathway. NCBI's taxonomy places the organism in Eukaryota, Metazoa, Chordata, Mammalia, Sirenia, Trichechidae. Gene Ontology annotation, cellular component: plasma membrane.